This is a messenger RNA of Cephus cinctus (wheat stem sawfly), 740 nucleotides long. RefSeq names its product 39S ribosomal protein L12, mitochondrial (gene mRpL12). Bases 103 to 657 code for a protein of 184 amino acids. The transcript has 4 exons. Gene Ontology annotation, molecular function: structural constituent of ribosome. Gene Ontology annotation, biological process: mitochondrial transcription; translation. The record is from RefSeq and is a predicted model, not a curated record. Gene Ontology annotation, cellular component: ribosome; mitochondrial large ribosomal subunit. NCBI's taxonomy places the organism in Eukaryota, Metazoa, Arthropoda, Insecta, Hymenoptera, Cephidae.
GUGAUAAGUACUGGCCGCGCUACCAUACACUUCUGUCUGUAGCGGAAGAUAGGUUUUCUAACGUUUAAUAAUAUUUUGUCUCAAGUUUUAUAACGAGAAAUCAUGAAUUCUCUUCGCUUCGUGGUACGACAGAGUUUACCUCAACUGAGGCAUAUUCACAAGUGUGUUGUUUCUCAGCAGGCGGAAACCGUAGUUGCCGCUGCAUCUGCAGACCAAAUGACUAUUCCUGUUCCUGAAGGUGUGGACAAGCCUGUCAGUGAAAAAAUUGAUAAAAUUGCCAAAGACAUUACUGCUCUGAAUCUCAUUGAGGUUGCAGAACUUAGCAGUUUGCUAAAAAAGCGACUUAAUUUACCCGAUGCGCCUGUUAUGCCUGUAGGAGGUUUCGCAGUAGCUGCUAAGUCUGAAGAGGAUGAAGAAGAAGCUGUACCAAAACAAGUACAAACUUCCUUUACAGUAAAGCUUACAAAGUUCGAUGAAGGACAAAAAGUUGCUCUCAUCAAAGAGAUAAAGAAUCUUAUACCUGGAACAAAUCUUGUGCAGGCUAAGAAGUUUGUGGAAAGUAUUCCAGUAGUGGUGAAAGAAGAUUUAAGUAAAGAUGAUGCAGAAAAGCUGAAGGAAGCAAUUACAAAAGUGGGUGGUAUUGUAGAAAUAGUUUAAUCUCUGUAUAGAGCCCAUAACACAAGUUGUAUCAUCUAGUUUAUAGAAAAAAAAAAGAAUAAACAAUACUAUAAUACCCAAAA